Molecule: messenger RNA, 1848 nt
Organism: Zymoseptoria tritici IPO323
Lineage: Eukaryota; Fungi; Ascomycota; Dothideomycetes; Mycosphaerellales; Mycosphaerellaceae
Exons: 1
Source: RefSeq, a predicted model, not a curated record
UGGAUGCAUUAUAAUCGCUUGAACGGGUAUUACAACGGUGUGAGGACAUUGGUGCCGUUCAGUCAAUGGGUACCUGAGAAUGGAUGGAAUCUGACAGAGCCGCUGACUAUGAGGGACGAGGAGGAGAGGAAGGCAGGGAGGGCGAAUUUACCUACAUCACCACCCAUGGAGCCGGUGAUGUACAAUCCAUACCCGGAUUAUGCGUCGGCGGAGUAUUUGCAGGAUCAUCAUCCCGUUGCAACGUGUUUUCUGGAUGAGGAAGAGACGAUGAAAUUGCCAGAGGUCAUGGCGUAUCCUGGUGUUCCACAACAUUACCCCGAGCCGCUGUUUGGGUCGCACAAAACGCUUGGAUUGCGGGAGGAUGUGUGCUAUGAAAGAUUUGGACGAUUAGGACCGUAUGGAUAUGGAGAUAAAAAGGUACAGGAUGGAUAUGGACCAGGAACGAACUCAGAACAUGCUGGGAGUGAAAAGGUGUUGGGAGCGAAUGCACAUGUCGACUACACGAAUAUGGACUGGGGUGCGGCACAGAAGAGAUGCUACGAGAAGAACAAGAUCAGGUUUGCAGAGGACAACACAUCGACCAAGACGAGAGUACCACGACAAGCGUAUAUCCUGCGAACAUGGGAAGGCUUCGAGUACGACCAACACUACAUGUUCACGCUCCGAGCGAUGAUCAACGAACUCUCCCUCAAAUCCGGCGGAGAAUACGACGUGCACUUCCUCGUGCACAUCAAAAACAACAGCAUACCCAUCUGGGCCGACGAGGCCACCUACAAUGCCACCCUGGCCGCUAAUGUACCUGAGGAGUUCCGCUCCAUGGCAACCCUCUGGUCAGAAGCCCAACUUAUCCCCUACUACCCCGAUCCGUUCGAGAACAACUUCGCCAACAUGGCCGGCUCCUCCAUCCACGGCGUCUACCGCUCCGCCCACUUCGCCCUCCAAUGGUUCGCCCAGCAACAUCCGGAGUAUGACUACUUCUGGAAUUGGGAAAUGGACCUCCGCUACACGGGCCACUACUACGAAUUCCACAACGCCGUCGACAAAUGGUCUACCUCCCAACCCCGCAAAGGCCUCUGGGAGCGCGGCAAACGCUUCUACAUUCCCUCCCUCCACGGGUCCUUCCAAAACUUCACCCAAUUGGUCGAAUACGAGACCCUCAACCUGGACAAACCGCUCAACAACGAAGUCCAAUCCGGCCCAGUCCCAGUCUGGGGUCCAGUCAACACCUUUGAAAACGCCGGCAUGCUCCCCACACCCAACAUCUCCCUCCCACCCACCUCCUACCACAACGACAAAUACACCUGGGGCGUCGGCGAGUCCGCCGACCUCCUCGUCUUCAACCCCCUCUUCGACCCCUCGACCACCAACUGGGUCUUCCGCGACGACGCCACAGGCUACCUCACCACACUCCCCCCUCCACCCCGCCGCGCGGCCAUCAUCACCGUCGCCCGCCUCUCCCGCAAACUCCUCCAAACCAUGCACGCCGAAACGUUCGCGAUGAAACACACCAUGUUCCCCGAAAUGUUCGCUCCGUCCGUUGCCUUACACCACGGGUUCAAAGCCGUGUUCGUCCCGCAUCCGGUGUACUUUGACCGGGAUUGGAAGAGUGAGUAUGCGGGCGAGGUGUUUAAUCAUCCGAAAGAGGUGCAUGAGAGUCCGUUUGGGUGGGGGGAACAUAAUCUGGGGGGGUCGAGUUUUUAUUAUAAUUCGGGUUUCUCGGGGGCGUUGUGGAGGAGGUGGUUGGGGUUGAGUGAGAAUGGGGAGGGGGGGAGGAAGUGGGAGGAGGGGAGGGAGGGGACGGGGAGGAUGUGUUUGAGGGGGAUGUUGUUUCAUCCUAUUAAGCAUGAG